This is a messenger RNA of Guillardia theta CCMP2712, 512 nucleotides long. RefSeq lists its product as hypothetical. NCBI's taxonomy places the organism in Eukaryota, Cryptophyceae, Pyrenomonadales, Geminigeraceae. The transcript is spliced from 2 exons. The annotation marks the transcript as partial. The record is from RefSeq and is a predicted model, not a curated record.
AUUAUUAUGUGAGUUUAUUAGAAUGCUAGUGUUGCUCGGCCUCCUUGUGGGCUUUUGCAAUUUGAUCCUAGUCUAAAGAGGCGCGCGAGCACUGGGAGUACACGGCCUACAAUGCGAACCCUGUUUCUGAGGUCUCUUUCUACUUUCUACGUCUGCUGUCUUCUCUUGGAGAGUUGCCUCUCCUCACCUUGGCCUUCGGUCGCCACCUACUCCUCCUCCGUUCAGCUUCCUCAGCCUCAGUCAGGAGAGUUGCCUCUCCUCACCUUGGCCUUCGGUCGCCUCCUACCUUCUCUCCUUACCUUGAGCUCAGCUCAAGCUCGGUACGGGCUCGCCCCGUCUUCUUCCUCGCCCUCGCCUUGCUCUUCUUCCAUGUCUUCCUCUUCUUCGUCAUCUUCCCUCAUCUCCACCCGCAGUCGGUCCUUCUUGUCCACCUUCAGCGAGCAGGCCAGCACAUGCAUCUCUGCGAAUUUACUCAGUGCUAUGAACAGGAAGCUAAGAGAUCGACGCUCUAU